Cooperia oncophora is the source of this 735-nucleotide messenger RNA. NCBI's taxonomy places the organism in Eukaryota, Metazoa, Nematoda, Chromadorea, Rhabditida, Trichostrongylidae. The record is from the annotation of a GenBank genome assembly.
AUGGCUAUACAUGUCUCUCUUGCUAAAAUACUUGCCAAAAAGUACCAGUACGAAGUUGAUAUCAAUCAGGAGUUUUAUGCAAUGGGUUUCUCAUCGCUUUUGAGUGGUUUCUUCCCAGUUUUCCCCAACUCUUGCAGUCUAUCUCGAACAAUGGUUAGUGCCGGAGCUGGGACCAGAUCACAGUGCGUACUUGCUUCCAUCAUUGUCACGGCAUUGUUGGGAAUGUUCGAGAAAUUUGGGCAACUAGAAAGAUUGUGGCGACUGUCCAAAAUUGACUUUAGCAUUUGGGUGGUCGCGUUCGUCGCCACGCUCUGUAUAGAUGUAGUAGAAGGACUUGGAAUUGGGAAUUGCUAUCGUUUUCGCCCUCUUCACAACUGUCAUCAGGGAACAGUGAGUGUAUGUGUGCUGCGAUUCGAUUCACCCCUUUUGUUCACGAAUGUGGGUCGAUUCCGAAAGAUAGUGGAUAGUGUGGCCACAGACUGGGAAGGAAUCAAGUAUUGCGGGAAACUUGACAAGAAACAUUUAACCCUGGGAGAACCAAACGAGAAGGAUACCGUGAGUGAGUCUUCUGAUAACCAGAAGAAAUACCUCAUAAUAGAUUGUUCUGGAUUUGCCUACGUGGACAUCAUGGGAGUGAAUAUCCUCAAAGAGAUCCACGAAGACUUGCGUAAAAAGAACAUCUGUGUGUCCUUUGCUGCUGCCAAAGGUUGGUAUCGUUUGAUAAAUUCUGAUUUA